Neoarthrinium moseri is the source of this 1407-nucleotide messenger RNA. RefSeq lists its product as uncharacterized. The record is from RefSeq and is a predicted model, not a curated record. Gene Ontology annotation, cellular component: vacuolar membrane. Lineage: Eukaryota; Fungi; Ascomycota; Sordariomycetes; Amphisphaeriales; Apiosporaceae. Bases 1 to 1407 code for a protein of 468 amino acids. The transcript is spliced from 5 exons. Gene Ontology annotation, biological process: amino acid transmembrane transport. Gene Ontology annotation, molecular function: amino acid transmembrane transporter activity.
AUGUCUCGUAAAUCUCUGUCUUUUGAAGCAUAUGUCUACUAUGCAUCCGCUACACGCUCUGCGGAACAGUCAGUCGCAGCAGGACGUUUUCAGAACCGUGAGAGGACAGCCUUGCGCAAUCCGUCAACGAAGGAGGCCACGGCAAAACCCGACCUAGCUGGCGGACUUCCACCAGACGAAAGCACACCCACGAGCCAGCGUGACGAACCUGCCAAAAAUGAAGUUCUCAACCCAGUGCCUUACUUGAGCAGCUUGGAAGCCGACAAUGCCGCUCAUUCUGCACGGGUCGCCACUUGGGGCAGUGUGGCUUAUCUGAUCGUGACCGAUAUCUUCGGCCCAUCCCAAGCACCUUGGUCAUUUGCGCAGAUGGGACAUGGCCCAGGAUUUCUCCUGUACACGGCCAUCGGGGGUCUGUCGACAUACUCAGGCUGGCUUCUGUGGAAGAUUUUCAUUGGCCUCGAUGCAGAGCAGCACCCGAUUCGCAACUACGCCGACAUAUUCGAGAGGCUGUUUGGCACACGGAUGAAACAUUUUGUCAACAUCUCCCAAGUAAUCCAGCUAAUCCCGCCGCCAUACAAACGUUUGCAUGGACUCCGCCAGACGGACUCGCAACGGGGGGUUCUGGAUGUCGUUGCGACACUGAACGGCCUCAAUCAAGCAAUGCUCUGUUUUGGUGGCACAUCUCUCUUCAUCUUCUUCCUCGCAGAAAUGAGGCGACCAAUGGACUUUUGGAAGAGUCUUUUUUGUGCCCAGUUUUUCAUAUAUACUCUUUACGUGGUCUUUGGAAUGUUUGUGUAUCAUUGGCAUGGGCAGUUCACCUAUACCCCAGCAAUGCAAGGCAUUUCGAAUCUUCGUUGGCAAACGACCCUCAACGCGAUUACUCUCUUCACAAAUUUGAUUUCAACUGGGCUUUAUGGAAAUAUUGGCCUCAAGAUACUAUACAUCGAAGUCCUCGAGCCACUGUGUAAUUUCCCAGUAUUGAACUCAUCAUCCGGUAGAGUGAGAUGGAGCAUACUCAGUCCUGUCUUUUGGUCUGUCGGUUUCAUAGUAGCCGGCGCGAUACCUCAACUUGCCUAUGUAUCUAGCCUGGCCGCUGCGCUCUUCACUGUCAUGUUCACGUAUUCGUUACCAGCACUGGCGGCAAUCGUUUUCUGGUCUCGCAAAGAUGCCAUGAUGCCCAACGAGCAAUUCGACCCGACGACGGGCACUUUCAGCUUUCAGGAUCAAGGAUUUCAGCGAUACUAUCGCGGUUUCAUGCAAAGACCUUUCCUCAACAUCUUCAAUAUCAUUUAUUUCUUGAGCGGUCUAGUUUGCUGCGCGCUGGGCUGCUACGCUGCAAUCUUUCAACUUACGACCGCGUUUCAGAACGGAGUUGCUACAAGCUUCACCUGCAAGAGCCCGGUAUGA